Aphanomyces invadans is the source of this 2409-nucleotide messenger RNA. RefSeq lists its product as hypothetical. The transcript is spliced from 2 exons. The record is from RefSeq and is a predicted model, not a curated record. Gene Ontology annotation, molecular function: metal ion binding. The coding region runs from base 39 to 2261 and encodes 740 amino acids. NCBI's taxonomy places the organism in Eukaryota, Oomycota, Saprolegniomycetes, Saprolegniales, Verrucalvaceae.
CGCGCAUUGCACACGACGCGGAAGUUUUAUCACAAAGGAUGUCGCGGUCAUGGGAGCCGCUCCCGCGGGGGUUCUUCUUGCCGCCCCGGAUGAGCUAUGAUGAGGAAGAGUACCUGCGGAGCCUUGCGAGGACUUCCAUGAAGGAGCUCAUCCGCAUGAACUCGUUCGCGGACAUGUCGAUCCGGUGGAAGCCGACAAAGUCGGGCAACGACACAAACGCCCGCGUCGCGCUGUUUCAAGGGGAUGAUUUGUCCCCGACGCAGUUGACGUACAUUUGCGCCAAGAUGGAAGUCCGCGGCACAGUCUCGGAGAUUGCAGACCUUUUUUACCCCGACGACGAACCGUUGGCAAACCUGAGGAGGCUCUUCCCCGACCUGCUCGACGCCCAAUCCAUCUACACGUUGAAUCUCCCAUCCGCACGAGCGCCGCGCCACUACAUCGGCAUGCAAUGGAUGGUGUUCGAGUCGCCGUCGUCGCUUAUCAAGCACCGAGACUUUUGCGUUCUCGAGUGCCAGGACGAAUUCACAGACGGGUCACAACGACUGGGGUGGGCGCGAUCCCUGACGUCCAUCAAGACGCCGUGGUGUCCCGACCUCGAUCGUUCGUCGGGCAUCAUCCGGGGCAGCAUGUUUCGAACGGGUUGCAUCUUCACCGAGACGGACUCGCCUGGGCGAUUGGACGCCACCUACUUCGUGCAGAUGGAUUACAAAGGAUCCGUGCCAAAAGCGAUGCAGGUCAGUGGGAUGCGCCGGCACGUCAAGGGCAUCUUGCCCUUGGUCGAGUCGUUCAUCCUGCAAGGUCGACUUCGCGAAACCCCCUUCCUCACGGAACCGGAGCUCGUUCCCACGACCGCGCGGCGAAGCUGCCACGUGUGCCAUUUGGUCUUUGGCGCUUUCCACCGACGUCGGCGCUGCCGCAAGUGUGGCGAAGUUGUGUGUGUGGGAUGCAGCAGCCACGUUGCAUUUGACGAACUCGACGGCCUCAAGCUGCGCAUUUGCACAGCUUGUAUCAUGCACGUGAUGCUUCCCGACGAAUUCCCGAAUCCGAUGCGGUCCCAAUCGCAACGUUUCCGGCCCGAUGACGACUUGGACGACAUCGAUUUUCAUUUUGGCGUGACGAAUGGCCGCAGCAGUCGCGGCGGGCCCCUCAGCGCGACCGGCCAAACUCGACGAACCAGCCAGACGUGGGACCAAGACUCAACCCCAAUCACGCCCAUGUCUCGAGGAACCCCCAUGUUCAAGUCGCCGAAAAACAAAGCCAAAGAGAAACUCCACCCGGACCACCAUACAUUUAGCGUCUACGCGCCGCGCGAGCGACUCGAGCAGCCCAAGACCCCUCGCCGAUCGAGUGGCGAGGAGCGGCCUCGUCGCUCAAGCCACCGCCACCAUGCACCUUCGUCAGGGUCGGAUGAGUUCCAGCAUCCUUUGACCACGCACCGAUGGCCGGGCAAACCUCGACCCAACGACAACCGCGACGCCAUAGCAAGCGACGCCGCCGGUGGCCACUCGAUACCACCCAUGGUGACCCAAGCCGACCCCCACCGGUAUCGCAAUCGAGCUAUCCAUUCUUCAUGCCAUGACAGCAUCGUGUCCCCGCCACCAGUUCCGACAACUCCGCUUCCCGAGCCACACGACGAUGGCCAAGAUGACGAAGUCGACUUGUCCAAGUACUCACUCCACGGGAUGAUUGCCCACCAGCGCGUGCAACUCCAGCGCAUGCACGAAGCACAUAACGCUGCGGUCAAGCAUCGCUCCAUGGAGCACCACCUCGUCCCAUCACCCAAAGUGUGCGAGUCCGCGCCGAGCGACGUCUUCAGCAUAUGCGAUACAGACAUCAUGCAAAACUAUAUGAUGAAUCGACUGCAGUCGCCCGAUGACCACAUCGUAACGCGGCGUCGGGGGCCUCGCCAAGGAGCGUCCGAGUUGCACGUCCCCAGCGAUCCCGACUGGGUCGAACACAUCGAAGCGGCGCCGUCCACGAGCGAUGGCAACAGUCCCCGGUUCAUUGAGCUUCCACCUGACGACCCGACGCGACUCCGGGCCCCCGCAACGUUGUCACCGGCACCAUCGACAAACGACAAACCUGCCGCCGGCCACCUCGACGUCGAUCUUGCUGCCGUCAUGCAGUCUGUGCAGUCGUGCCUUCAGAACGACGGCACGUUCGAGUUGAACGCCGCCGCGUCGCAGUCCCUCUUGGAGCUGUACAGCCAGCUCAAGCACCUCCACUUGGACACUGCUGCGCCGUCGCCACAAGCACCGUGACGGCACCUCCCCCGAUCUACCGAUCUAAGUGUUCCAGUGCAAUUUUUUCCUAGCGUGACCCAUGCGUGCUAUCCCAUCUACCACAUCGACCCGCGUGACGCUCCCGAGUUGGUGUCGCCAAUACAGAUCGCCCCAUGCAUGUACACGA